Messenger RNA from Oncorhynchus kisutch (coho salmon), 1761 nucleotides. RefSeq names its product sodium-dependent neutral amino acid transporter SLC6A17. The coding region runs from base 368 to 1609 and encodes 413 amino acids. NCBI's taxonomy places the organism in Eukaryota, Metazoa, Chordata, Actinopteri, Salmoniformes, Salmonidae. The transcript is spliced from 7 exons. Gene Ontology annotation, biological process: L-leucine transport; sodium ion transmembrane transport; alanine transport. The record is from RefSeq and is a predicted model, not a curated record. Gene Ontology annotation, cellular component: plasma membrane; synaptic vesicle.
GUUGUAUUGAUUAAGUAAUAAAAUAAAUGGUCGUUAAUGUGUGUAAAAGUGACCGUUAUUAGCCACUAAACUUGCCAAUGAGAACCGGUGGAUGUCUGUUUGCGUCAGACUUUACGCGCCUCACCGCAUGUCAAUUUCCAUCAAGGAGCUCUCGGUGAUUUCGCAUCUCAGUGCGCACAGAGGAGAGAUGGGUGAAUAUUUGCCUUACUGAACGUGGGGAUUUAAAUAUAGACUGUUGUUCAACUACGAAUAAGAUUCUGGACAAAGCAGCGUACCCCAACUGCGUCCUUCUUCACAUCUCUGUGGAUUCGACCCUCUGAACAUCUCUGACCUCUGACCCGUCAGACUCCUACCACCCACCGUCACCAUGCUUAAGAACAGCAAGGUGACCCUGGGACUCCCUCACAGUGAUCCAGUCACUGAGUCAGUGGCGGACCUCCUGACCCUGGCCGAGCCCCUGGACUAUAAGAGCAGCCGGAUGAGUAUGGGUCUCAGCCCCGGGGCCCAGCCAGCCAUGGGCAAGGGCCUGCUGCCUUCUCCAGGGGACGAGGAGGGGAGGCCGGCCUGGAACAGCAAGCUGCAGUACAUCCUGGCCCAGGUUGGGUUUUCUGUUGGCUUGGGCAACGUCUGGAGGUUCCCUUACCUGUGUCAGAAGAAUGGAGGAGGUGCGUACCUGGUCCCUUACUUUAUCCUCCUCAUUCUCAUUGGGAUCCCUCUGUUCUUUCUGGAGCUGGCGGUGGGACAGAGGAUCCGGCGUGGGAGCAUUGGAGUGUGGAACUACGUUUACCCUCAGCUAGGAGGCAUCGGGGUCUCCAGUCUAAUGGUGUGUGGCUUCGUGGGCCUGUACUACAACGUGAUCAUCGGCUGGAGUAUCUUCUACUUUUUCCAGUCCUUCCAGUACCCGCUGCCCUGGGCAGAGUGCCCCAUCAGGGUGGUCAAUGGAAGCCAAGCCAUAAUUGAACCGGAGUGUGAAAAGUCUUCUGCCACCACCUACUUCUGGUACCGGCAGACCCUGAACAUCACCAGCACCAUCGAGGAUAGCGGAGGCCUCAACUGGAAGAUGACCAUGUCCCUGUUCGCCGCCUGGCUCAUCGUCUGUCUGGCAGUGAUCAAGGGUAUUCAGUCAUCUGGGAAGGUAACAGGCCGAGACAUAUGUCUCACCGUGCUCAUCGUUGCCACAGUGAUAGAGAUGGCCGUCAGUCCUGCAGGGUACAACGCCUGGGUGGAGGAACUGGCGUCGGAGAAGUUCCUCUCCUAUCCUCCGUGGGCUCUGGGCGUGGCCUACUCCCUCAUCAUCGCCGCCAUGCUUCCUCUCCCCUGCGUCUUCAUCGCGCGCCACUUCAACCUGCUCUCUGACGGCUCCAACAAGCUGUCCGUCUCCUACCGUAAAGGCAUGACCAAGGAACUCUCUGGCCUAGAGGAGGAGAAUGAGUCCCGCUUCAUCCUCGGUAAAGGCACCCCCAGCCCCAGCCCCUCGCCCAUGCCUUCUCACCGCCCCUACCUGGGGCCCGGCGGAGCCCAGGAGAUGACCAACACGGCUGGAUAUGGUACCGGGACACCAACCAAGACGGGUUAUCAGAAUAUUAAUUCGCCAGAGUCCGAACUAUGAUUGAUCUGACUGACUGAAGCACAAGACACCCUAUCUAUCAAACACAACUCAACAAAACCCCUCCAGAGAGAGAGAGAGAGAGAGAGAGAGAGAGAGAGAGAAAGAGAGAGAGAGAGAGAGGAGAGAGAGAGAGAGAGAGAGAGAGAGAGAGA